AUGUUAGGACAGACGAUAGUGGACGCUGUAGGUCUGAAUGAGACCCCACCGUCACAUGACCCCACCGUCACAGGACCCCACCGUCACAGGACCCCACCGUCACAGGACCCCACCGUCACAGGACCCCACCGUCACAGGACCCCACUGUCACAGGACCCCACCGUCACAGCACCCCACCGUCACAUGACCCCGUCACAUGACCCCACCGUCACAGGACCCCACUGUCACAGGACCCCACCGUCACAGGACCCCACAGGACCCCACAGGACCCCACCGUCACAGGACCCCACCGUCACAGGACCCCACCGUCACAGGACGCCACCGUCACAGGACCAGACCGUCACAGCACCCCGCCGUCACAUGACCCCACCGUCACAGGACCCCACGUCACAGGAACCCACCGUCACAGGACCCCACAGAACCCCACCGUCACAGCACCCCACCGCCACAGGACCCCACCGUCACAGGACCACACCGUCACAGGACCCCACAGGACCCCACCGUCACAGGACCCCACCGUCACAGGACCCCACCGUCACAGGACCCCACCGUCACAGGACCCCACAGGACCACACCAUCACAGGACCCCACAGGACCACACCGUCAUUCAUUUAG
This is a messenger RNA of Oncorhynchus mykiss (rainbow trout), 615 nucleotides long. The record is from RefSeq and is a predicted model, not a curated record. Lineage: Eukaryota; Metazoa; Chordata; Actinopteri; Salmoniformes; Salmonidae.